Messenger RNA from Triplophysa dalaica, 5238 nucleotides. It is a transcript of the gene adamts9, whose product is annotated as ADAM metallopeptidase with thrombospondin type 1 motif, 9. Gene Ontology annotation, biological process: proteolysis; extracellular matrix organization. NCBI's taxonomy places the organism in Eukaryota, Metazoa, Chordata, Actinopteri, Cypriniformes, Nemacheilidae. Gene Ontology annotation, cellular component: extracellular matrix. The record is from RefSeq and is a predicted model, not a curated record. Gene Ontology annotation, molecular function: metalloendopeptidase activity. Bases 176 to 4876 code for a protein of 1566 amino acids. The transcript is spliced from 33 exons.
UAAGAGUUCCGACAACCCGCCCUCACCGAACUUCUGUUAGCGACAUGGAAGUCACUUCUAUAAAGUAGAGCAGAACGCUUUGAAUGUGGCAACCGCACGGAUAGCGCAGCUGAGCGCGGGACCGAGGAAUUGUAUUCGGGCUUGCAUGCAUUCAUUCUUUUGAACGUGGACAAUCAUGGUUUUAUUGUUCUGGGGUCUAAGCUUUUUAGUGUCACUCUCUUAUUUCAUGAAUGCACUAGCUUCCGCAGGCAGACCGCGAGGAUUAGAGAAAGCUAAGGGGUUUGGCGCGUAUGAGAUUGUUACUCCGGCGAGAGUGAAUGAAGCCGGUGACAUAUUGCCAACGGGCGUGCACUUCAAAAGGCGAAAGCGGAGUAUCGACCCAAUAACCAGCAACAUCUCCCAUCAUUGGGCCUCGCCGCAUGUCUAUUAUCAAAUAUCUGCGUUUGGGCAGGACUACUUCCUUAACCUUAACCUCGAGUCGGGAUUUAUUGCACCAGUUUACGCUGUCACGAUACUGGGAGCACCAAGUGAAAGUCAUGAUUCAGAAGGAGAAGAGGACAACACCGAGUAUCAGCAUUGCUUUUACAAAGGACAUGUGAACUCUGGACAGGAGCACACUGCAGUGAUCAGCCUCUGCUCCGGUUUGCUUGGCACUUUCAGGUCACCUGAGGGGGAGUUUUUUGUGGAGCCCCUUCAUAGCUACAAUGGUGAAGAUUAUGAAGAAGAACACACCAAACCUCAUAUUGUAUACAGAAAAAAUGCCUUAAAGAAGACUGUAGAAGAGUCGACUGCAUGUGAAACUUCAGGACAUAAAGAGCCACAGAGCAGACACAGGGACGAUCUGAAGAGAAAAUCAUCCUCAAGCAUGGUGUCCGACUUGGAGACCCUUAAUUCCAGACUCCUCUCUGCCCCCUCCACAGAAAACGUGCACCACUCUGCUAAUGAAAGCAGUAACUCCGAGCCACACAGGAGAUCAAAGCGUUUCCUCUCCUACCCCCGUUUUGUUGAAGUCAUGGUUGUGGCAGACAGCAAAAUGGUGGAACAUCAUGGAAGCAACCUACAGCACUACAUUCUUACCCUGAUGUCUAUCGUUUCUUCUAUCUACAAAGAUCCCAGCAUUGGAAACCUGAUAAACAUUGUUAUUGUGAAAUUAGUGAUUAUAAAGAACGAGCAGGAUGGACCCGCUAUUUCUUUUAAUGCACAAGCCACUUUGAAAAACUUCUGCAUAUGGCAACAGAAUCAGAACCACCCGGAAGACAACCACCACUCGCACCACGACACCGCCAUCUUAAUCACAAGGCAGGACAUCUGUCGAGCGCGGGACAAGUGUGACACUUUAGGUCUUGCUGAGCUGGGAACAGUUUGUGAUCCCUAUAGAAGUUGCAGUAUUAAUGAGGACAACGGUCUCAGUACGGCUUUCACCGUCGCUCAUGAGCUCGGCCACGUGUUUAACAUGCCUCAUGAUGACAGCAACAAAUGCAAGGAAGAUGGAGUUAAAAACCAGCAACAUGUGAUGGCCCCCACCCUCAACUACUACACCAAUCCCUGGAUGUGGUCCAAAUGUAGUCGGAAAUAUAUCACAGAGUUCCUCGACACAGGGUAUGGUGAGUGCCUGCUCGACGAGCCCGUUUCCAGGCCAUACGCUUUGUCCCAGCAGCUGCCCGGGCAGAUAUACAGCGUCAAUAAACAAUGUGAACUGAUAUUUGGGCCUGGGACCCAGGUGUGCCCAUAUAUGACUCAGUGUCGGAGACUCUGGUGCACGAGUCCUGAAGGAGUACAGCGAGGCUGCCGGACCCAACACAUGCCAUGGGCUGACGGGACAGAAUGCUCUCCAGGAAAGCGUUGUAAACAUGGAUUGUGUGUUCCUAAAGAACAUGAAACGGUUCCUGUGGAUGGGGCCUGGGGGGUGUGGAGUCCUUUUGGCACAUGCUCAAGGACCUGUGGAGGGGGAAUCAAGACCGCUGUGCGCGACUGCAACCGACCCUUGCCCAGACAUGGGGGGAAGUACUGUGUUGGGCGCAGAAUGAAAUUCCGUUCCUGCAACUCUGAGCCGUGCUCCAAGCAGAAACGAGACUUCAGGGAGGAGCAGUGUGCCAGCUUUGAUGGCCGGCACUUUAACAUCAAUGGUCUACCUCCAAAUGUUCGCUGGGUGCCAAAGUACAGCGGAAUUCUAAUGAAGGAUCGCUGUAAGCUGUUCUGUCGAGUGGCAGGCAGCACAGCUUACUACCAGCUCAGGGAGCGAGUCAUCGAUGGAACACAAUGUGGGCCUGACACCAACGAUAUUUGUGUGCAGGGCCUGUGUAGGCAAGCAGGAUGUGACCACGUGUUAAACUCCAAGGCCAGGAGAGAUAAGUGUGGGGUGUGUGGUGGGGAUAACUCAUCAUGCAAAACUGUGGCAGGAACAUUCAACGUGGUGCUUUAUGGUUACAAUGUUGUGGUGCGGAUCCCCAGUGGUGCUACUAACAUAGAUGUGAGACAACACAGUUACUCAGGGAAACCAGAAGACGACAACUACCUCGCUUUGUCCAACAGCCGUGAAGAAUAUUUACUCAAUGGAGAUUUUGUGGUCAGUAUGUUUAAAAGGGAAGUCAAAGUUGGAAAUGCUGUCAUAGAGUACAGCGGCUCUGACCACGUAAUCGAGAGAAUCAACUGCACUGACCGCAUAGACGAAGAGAUUGUUGUCCAGGUGCUAUCUGUAGGUAACCUGUAUAACCCUGAUGUCAGGUAUUCCUACAACAUUCCCAUAGAGGACAAACCUCAGCAGUUUUUCUGGGAUGUGUACGGCCCUUGGCAAGAGUGCAGUCUUCUGUGCCAAGGAGAGCGCAAGAGAAAAGUCAUGUGCAUUCGCGAGUCGGAUCGCGUGAUGGUGUCUGAUCAACGGUGUCACGGCUCUCCUAAACCAUCUGUGAUCACUGAGCCCUGCAACACAGACUGUGAACUCAGGUGGCAUGUUGCUCGCAAGACAGAAUGCACAGCCACAUGUGGACCGGGCUUCCGGAGGUUAGACAUUUACUGCACCAAACAGAGCAGAUUGGAUGGAAAGACCCAAAAGAUUGAUGACCGUUACUGCAGUAGCCGACCCAAGCCUGAUGAUAAGGAGGCCUGCUAUGGAGACUGCAACCCUGGUGGAUGGGAAUACUCCCCCUGGUCAGAGUGCUCCAGGAGCUGUGGAGGGGGAACACGCCUCAGAAAUGCAGUAUGCGGAAAAUCAGCAAAGUCUGGCGACGAUAGCAAGUGCAACGCACAAGAUAAACUCUCCGACCAGCCCUGUAAUGAGUUCCAGUGUCCUCAGUGGAAAACUGGAGAGUGGUCAGAGUGUUUGGUGACAUGCGGCAAGGGCCAAAAGCACCGCCCGACAUGGUGUCAGUUUGGAGAGGAGCGUUUGGACGACCGCUUCUGUGAUUCCUCCAAACCAGAGUCGGUACAGGCCUGCCAACAGCAAGAAUGUGCAUCCUGGCAAGUGGGAUCCUGGGGACCUUGCACCAGCACGUGCGGGCCGGGUUAUCAGAGGAGAGCUGUUAAGUGUGUGGUUAGCUCGUAUGGAACCGUCAUGGAUGACAUGGAAUGCAAUGCAGCAACGCGUCCAACAGACACCCAGGACUGUGAACUUUCUCAGUGCCCUGUGACACAUCCUGUUGCCCCAGAGACUAAAGCGAUGUCAUAUCCUGGUCUUAAAACACAGUGGCGCUUUGGAUCAUGGACACCGUGUAGCGCAACCUGUGGAAAGGGAAGCCGUAUGCGGUACGUCAGUUGCCGUGACCAGCAGGGUGGAGUGGCAGAGGAAUCAGCCUGCUCUCAUCUUCCAAAACCACCGGCAAAAGAGGUGUGCUCCAUAGUGGCGUGUGGACAGUGGAAGGUUCAGGAAUGGACUGCGUGCUCUGUAUCCUGCGGUCAGGGUAAAACUACACGGCAAGUUGUGUGUGUGAACUUCAACGAUCAAGUUGCGGAAACGAGUGAGUGUGACACUGAGGAGCGGCCAGCCACAGAGCAGGAGUGUGCCAUGCCUCAGUGUCCAUCUCGCCACAGUGACAACGUUGGUAUUUCGCCUAACCCUGAUUCCCGAAAGAAGUUUAUUCCCACCGGAAGAGCUGAUCGUAACAGAGCUGACAGACACUGGUCACAUCAGUGGAGGACUGGACCGUGGGGGGCAUGCUCGAGUACCUGUGCCGGAGGAUUUCAGAGGCGUGUGGUGGUGUGCCAGGAUGAAAAUGGUUAUCCUGCCAGCAGCUGCGAUGAAAGCACACAGCCCAUAGAGCAGCGCUCCUGUGAAUCGGGCCCCUGCCCUCAGUGGCUUUAUGGCAGCUGGGGUGAGUGUUCGAAGACCUGCGGAGGAGGGAUAAAAACUCGCUUGGUUGCUUGUCAGCGGCCCAACGGGGAGCGCUUUAACGAUCUGAGCUGUGAAAUUCUUGACAAACCACCGGACCGAGAGCAGUGCAAUACUCGGCCCUGCUCCGUUAACCCUCACUGGAGCACAGACCAAUGGAGCUCGUGCUCUGCCUCCUGUGGAAGAGGAUUCAAGGACCGUAAUGUGACAUGCGUCAGUGAGCCGCACCAGCCAAUCACAGAGGAGAACUGCAUGCACCUGCCUUUCCCAAAGAGGCAAAAGGGCUGCAGAGGUGGGAGGUGCCCCAAGUGGAAGACAGCAAGCUGGGGAGAGUGUUCGUCUUCAUGUGGAAAUGGUCGGGAGCAUCGAGAGGUAUCUUGUGUAAUUGGUGAUGAGCGCACAACGCAGGAGUAUAAAUGUUCCCGGCUUCCCCGCCCGCCCUCUACCCAGCCCUGUCGAGUCGCUGACUGUGUCUCCCACUACAGGUGGAGGGAGGGGGACUGGCAAGAGGGAGGGGAGCCUGGUGUUGUUGACGGUGAGACGAACGAUUAGUGUGUCUGGUCCAUUCUGCGCGCCAAAUGCAUAUUUUUGAAGCAAUGUGAAUCGGCUGUAUAAGAUGCAGUGGAACAUAUUGAAUGGCAGUGAGUUGAAUGCUAGCUAAUCUACAAUUAAAAUACAUCAAGCGUUGAUCGACACAGUUAUAGACAUUGAGGUCUUUCAUCUAAAAGAGGAAAUGUUGGACAGCUGUUGACACAACUUUUACAACAAACCGGGGACUCUGAUAAUGAUUACCUUCGCCACUGACUUUGGAAUCCUCUUUGCUGAGCAGGAGGGUGUUGUGUUCCCAUCUUCCAUUCCUCUGAAUCCAGCCUUUAUACAUUCUCUUUGGACUCUUUGGACAUGCAGUACGGACU